Molecule: messenger RNA, 2837 nt
Organism: Caenorhabditis auriculariae
Lineage: Eukaryota; Metazoa; Nematoda; Chromadorea; Rhabditida; Rhabditidae
Source: the annotation of a GenBank genome assembly
AUGACGCUGCCAGCGACUAAGUCCGGGCGAACGUGGGGACUUGUGAAAAACAGCGGUCGGCGGCAGCGGCUGGCACGCGUGCGACUCGCGUCGCGGCUCCCGAUUAGCCGUGGCGCGCAACUUCUGCCUUUUUCAAAGGUUCACGUGCACCGUACGGCGAGUGUGUUCGCCCAAAAACGACGUUUUUUGCGCCGAUUAAUCGGUUUUUCUGGAUUUUUGUGCCGUCUCAGCGGAGGGCGGACGCUCGGAACAUGUCGCACAACUAGGCGGCGGCUCGGCAAACGCUUUUUCAGUGUUCCUUUUGCAGGUUUCGUUCAAUUUUCUGCUUUUUGUUAAAAUUUUGAUAAAUUUCAAUUUUUUCCACUAUUAUAAACAUUUUACUGUUGAGAAUGUUGUCUUAGGAUGAUUCACUGAGGUAUUAUCGCUUGAUGGGUAUUUUUCGAUUUUUUUUUUCCGAAAUGAAAGCUUUCAAGUUUUACUUUUCUUUAAUUUACGUUUGCUUGAAAUUUUUUGCUUCAGUCUUUUUUUUUAUGAAUUUUACGGGGUCUUUUAGAAAUUUAGAAGUGUUGCAUGACUUGAAAUAACACGGAGAAUGGCUUUUUGUCACGCUACUGUUAUAAAGUUUGUUGUUUCUUCUUUGAACGCUUUACGGGAAUUACACUUACGUGAGACUUUUAUAAACGCUUUAAAGCAAUAUCAAACUGUCCAAAUAUGUAAAGAGAAAGAAGAGCAUUUCAUUUUGCGCUUUGUGCUUGUAAAAGUUCAGUUUCCUUAAGUUUUCACGAUAUACACUGUUUCACCAAGCAGUUUUCAGAUCAAAAAAUUAUCGUAAGAUGUCCGCUUCUUCGCUGGAGACGUCCUCAAAAAAUGGGUACCGUGGAUUGAACAUGGAGCACGGUUUCAUCAAGCAUAUCGUUAAAAAUCAAAUUUCUAGGUUUUUUUUUCCAAUUAUGUUUCUUUAAAAUCCUGAACUACAGAGACGAAUAUCAUAAAGUGAACGAAGAAAAAGUGAAGAACAGACAGGAAAAGUUUCGCGAGGAGGGCAGAGGUUUUUUUGGUGUUUUCAGUGAAAAAUGACGAAUUUAUUUCCAGUGAAAGACCGUAAAUCGAACCCAACGGUGGGGACCCCUUAUGUGCCGCCACAUCUUCGCAACUCUUGGUCGGGAUCAAGAUCCAGUUCUUCAGCUUCGGCAGAAAGUAGUGGGAAAAUCAAUGAAAAAUAAGGGAAAAUGAAAUUUUUUAGGAAACGUUUACGUUCCGCCGCACCUUCGCAGCCCGGUAACGUCGUCAAAAACCGAUUUUGUGGCGGAUGAAAGUACCGAGGAGGAAUCGAAAGAGUCGAGUUUUGUCAAAAAGGUUUGAGAAAGUGACUCGAAAAGAAGUAUUUUUUGAAUAUAGCUUUAAGAUUUUUUAAACUCAUUUUUCAUGGUUAUCGUCUUUUUUUCAGCUUUGUAUACAUUUUUGAAAUCUUUUUCUAACCUGUCUUCCCAUGUCUUUUUUUUAGAAAACUUCUUUUUUUGUGUUUUUGAUCGAAAAAUGAAUGAAAGGGCUCAAUUUCACGUCGAAUUUUUAUAUUUAUAAUUUUUCGCUGAACAAUUUUAGAUAUAACCCUUUUUAAAAAUUCUUUUGUUUCAGUGGGAUUUUCCAAAAAAUAAGGAAGAAACCCCUCUUAAGUUCCUUAUAACCUCAAAAUCCAAGUGGAAAGGAAAUUUCCAGAGCCCAAUCCUCACCGAAUCAGAGGAAAUCAAGUUGCGGAGCAAGGUGAGUUAAUAAAAAAACAUAAUCAAUGAAUUAAUAAAGGUUCGAAGUCGGGAAAUGUCGCGAAUGAUGGGAAUGGACGAGUUGACCGUCUCGCUCAAAAACGCGUCUCUAAGCGAUACAAAUUCCGCCCAAGAUUUUGUCGUUUUCCAACUUGGCCUGAAAGUUGGCGACACGACCGUUUCCAUAGAAGUCAAAAAGGUUUUUUCUUCUUAUUUUUCUUGGUGCUGAUCAGAAUUUAGUUUGUUUUGAAAUCAACUCGCGGAAUGCUCAAAAAUUAAUUUUGAAACUAAUCUUUUUGCAUUUAUUGAUUUUUCGAUUUUUUUAACGAUUUGCAGUAAUUAAUCUUUCGAGAUUUCAUUUGGUUUGAGCUCAAAUGAAAAAAAGAUUUUGAAUAACGUUAAAUUUUUUUCAAAAAAAUUGAAAUAGUUCCGAAAAAAACCUAAUACAACUACAUCAAACGCUUAGAUUGAUUUUUUUAGAGAGCCAGAAUUUUUUUAUUUCCUACAGAUUUUUUUCAUUUUUUUCUUCUUAAAAAAAGGUACUGUCUGUUUUUAAAGGCGGAGAAGUCUUUUUAUAUCUCAAAAAAAUCAGCUUUUUCGUUUUUCAAAUUCCAUUGGUUAUUGCAUUUCUGCAAAAAGUUUUUUUGUUAGUUUUCGUAAAGAAUGGUUUUCAAUUGGUGUUUCUCGUUUACGUAGAGCUAUUUUAAUGUUAUUUUUAGACAAUUUGGCCCUUCUGCGCCUUUAAAACCAGGAAAAUGCUUUUUUUUUUUUGAACAAAAAGUACUUUUUAAAUAUUCUUCAUUCAUUUUUGAACAAUUCAGUAGUAUUUUUGAGUUCACAAUUUAAAAACCAAUAAUUUUGCAGUCCGACAGUGCCGCCCGACUUUCGAAAGCCCUGUCCAGGGAGCACGAUUUCACCGACGCCCAAUGUCGAUCUUUGCGAAUUUUCAUCGACCAACAAAUGGCGCAAAGAUUGGAAAAAGCCCGGAAAAGAGCCCAAGAAAUGGAAGAGAAAAAAGACCAAGUCUUCGAGCCGGAAAAGGCCCCAGAAUCGAGCGACGACCCGAAAUCUUCCUAA